Molecule: messenger RNA, 1275 nt
Organism: Zingiber officinale
Lineage: Eukaryota; Viridiplantae; Streptophyta; Magnoliopsida; Zingiberales; Zingiberaceae
Product: transport and Golgi organization 2 homolog
Exons: 5
Coding region: 339-1172 (277 amino acids)
Source: RefSeq, a predicted model, not a curated record
UCGUUUUUUGCGGUCCAGGAUGGUCCCUUUGGUGGAGCUGAAUGGUCCCCAGUGGAGGUCAUUCCACCAAUGAUUCGCGACCUCCUCCGUUACUUUUUACAGUAUCCAUCACCGCCGGCUCAACUGCUCGCGGGGCAGAUUCCCAGUAGAUCACGCUCAGCUUCAUCACCGACGAACCAUCGCCGAAGGAAGCAAUCCCUAAUCUGUUUGUCUAUGUUCCAUAUUUGCGAUUUGGAUCGCUGAUCGGAUCGGUGUCGCCGGCCAUUUGAUUCCAGUAGAGAUUAGGGUCCCGAACAGAAGAAAGUGGGGCGAAGGCUUCUCCUUGUGUAAUUGUCAGCAUGUGCAUAGCAGCGUGGGUGUGGCAAGCGCAUCCUGUCUACCAACUUUUCCUCCUCCUCAACAGAGACGAAUUCCAUGACAGGCCUACAAAACCAGUGGAGUGGUGGGGGGAAGGCAGCAAUCAAAAGAUCCUGGGAGGAAGAGAUGAACUAGGAGGAGGUACGUGGUUGGGGUGCACAAAGGAUGGUUUCUUGGCAUUUCUGACUAAUUUUAGGGAGCCCGAGCCUAGUUCUGGAACAAGGUCCAGGGGCGAAUUGCCAAAAAGGUUCUUGGAGGGAACAAAAUCUGCUUCAGAGACUGCAGAGGAAAUAGUCAAGGAAGCUCAUCAAUAUGAUGGAUUUAAUCUCAUAUUGGCUGAACUUCAAACAAAAACCAUGUUUUACAUCUCCAAUCGCCCGAAAGGAAAACCUAUAUUUGUUCAGAAAGUUCCUCCUGGUGUCCAUGUACUUUCAAAUGCAAAUCUGAACUCUCCAUGGCCCAAGGCAGAAAAAUUACGCAGAGAACUCUACAAAAUACUAGUGAGUUACGGAGAGACAAAACUUUGUGAAAAAGACAUGGUCGAAAAGCUGAUGGGUGACAAAACGAAAGCUGAUAGAAGUAUGUUACCUACCACUGGCUGCGAUCCCGAACGGGAAUUCGAUCUGAGUUCUAUCUUUGUGGAAAUCAAUGCAAAAUCGAGGCGAUAUGGAACCCGAAGCAUGGCUGCCGUAUCAGUCAAAACAAACGAUGAAGUCGCCUUCUACGAGAAGUAUCUUGAGAACAACAAUUGGAGGGAGCAUCUCUUUCAGUACCAUAUGCAGAGUUCGCCAAUAGAUCAGAAGUUAGCUAAAUAGUUGCCUAUGAACAGCUGUAUUGCUGCCAGACAUUUCUAUUUAGGGGUGCAAACAAAUUGAAGAGCGAAUAAAAAUAUUAACAUUUGAAUUUGAGCUCUAAAAA